AACAGGAAGGAGUUGCAAGCGAUCUUGGAGCAAGUUCACUGACAGCAGUCCUUCUUCUUCUUCUUCUCCUCUUUCUGUCGUCAUGGCUUUCCUCUGCAGAAACGCAGCUUUGCUCCUGAAGAACUCCAGAGCAGCGCCGGCCGUCCUGUCUGCUGCUCGUCUCUACAGCUCAGGAGGUCAGUACGAGUAUAUUUUGGUGGAAAAGCGAGGUGAGAAGAGUAACGUGGGUUUCAUCCAGCUGAACCGGCCGAAGGCUCUUAACGCCCUGUGUGACGAUCUGAUGAGGGAGGUGGGUCAGGCCCUGGACGCCUUCGAAGCUGACGGGGACGUCGGAGCGAUCGUCAUCACAGGAAGCGACAGAGCGUUUGCAGCGGGCGCGGACAUUAAGGAGAUGCAGAAUCGAACCUUCCAGGAGUGUUACGGUGGAAACUUCCUGGCUCACUGGAACAGAGUGUCCACAGUGAAGAAGCCUGUGAUUGCAGCUGUCAAUGGAUUCGCUCUGGGCGGAGGCUGUGAGCUGGCCAUGAUGUGUGACAUCAUCUAUGCUGGAGAGAAGGCGCAAUUUGGACAACCAGAGAUCCUGCUGGGGACCAUUCCUGGCUCUGGAGGCACCCAGAGGCUGACGCGUGCUGUCGGAAAGUCUCUGGCUAUGGAGCUGGUUCUCACAGGAGACAAGAUAAACGCACAGGACGCCAAACAGUCAGGUUUGGUGAGUAAAAUUUUUCCCGUGGACCAGUUGGUGCCUGAAGCUGUGAAAUGUGGUGAGAAAAUGGCUGCAAACUCGAAGCUGGUGUCUGCUAUGGCUAAAGAGGCUGUAAAUGCAGCUUUUGAACUGACCUUGGCUGAGGGUAACCGUUUGGAAAAGCGUUUAUUCCACGCCACCUUUGCCACGGACGAUCGUAAAGAAGGCAUGACGGCAUUUGUGGAGAAGAGAAAAGCCAGUUUCCAGGACAAUUAAAAAAAGAGCUCUACAAGAACACAAAGAUGAUAUCAGUGGGUCAUUUCCUUAACCGCAAUACGUCGAAUGAUGCAAGAAAUUCUGACUGUAGUGGAACAUGCAAUAUGUUUGAAUUAGGAUUCGGCACUGAGUGAGUGCCUUGUCACCGUGACGCCCUGCCUGCAGAGGGUCUGUGUUAAAAUGAAAUGCAGUGUAUGUGCAGGAGUGGAUUCAUGUGUGUAAACCUUGGAUCGCUGUGUGUGGAAUCAGAGGAAUCAGUAAUGAUGAUUUGUACGGACUUUGCCUUCUCAUUUUCAUUUUCUUAACAGGUCGGCACUUUAGUAGGCAAAUACUUUGUGUGGACAUUUUACAAAUAAAGCUCCAGAGUGGUUUUCAGUUGUGCAGCUGGAACAUGAACUAAAAUAAGAA
Messenger RNA from Labrus mixtus (cuckoo wrasse), 1366 nucleotides. It is a transcript of the gene echs1, whose product is annotated as enoyl CoA hydratase, short chain, 1, mitochondrial. Gene Ontology annotation, molecular function: enoyl-CoA hydratase activity. The record is from RefSeq and is a predicted model, not a curated record. The transcript has 8 exons. Gene Ontology annotation, biological process: fatty acid beta-oxidation. Gene Ontology annotation, cellular component: mitochondrion. Bases 83 to 958 code for a protein of 291 amino acids. NCBI's taxonomy places the organism in Eukaryota, Metazoa, Chordata, Actinopteri, Labriformes, Labridae.